Molecule: messenger RNA, 1803 nt
Organism: Acyrthosiphon pisum (pea aphid)
Lineage: Eukaryota; Metazoa; Arthropoda; Insecta; Hemiptera; Aphididae
Exons: 5
Coding region: 100-1542 (480 amino acids)
Biological process (GO): cell surface receptor signaling pathway; G protein-coupled receptor signaling pathway
Cellular component (GO): membrane
Molecular function (GO): G protein-coupled receptor activity
Source: RefSeq, a predicted model, not a curated record
UUCGUCGAGUGGUCGACGAUAGUCCAUUCCUGACACACGAGGCGGCUAGCAGUCGCGAUAGUGAAUGAGCCGACGCCGCCCAAACAGUGUGCGCACACAAUGAAUACCGUCCGUUCGUGUUUCGCCACCAUAGUCGCGUUUCUCGUUGUCGCGAUCGGUUGGUGGGCCGCUGACGCUGUGGUCUGUUGCAGCAGUAGUUCAGUCGCAAGUGGCGGCGGAGACCUUGUCGCGUCAUGCCAGUACAAAAAUAGGACGUUCCAUACGGUCGGGGCAUUCGGUGGUGGCACGUGCGAUGACAACCGGACAGUCGUGCCUAUCCGGAAGUGCUGUCCGCUGGGCCAGUCGUACGGUUUGUACGACGUGUGUGAACCGUCCGGGGCAGACGGCGGCGAGCAAAUGCUUCGGAUGAUGCAGCUACUGAGGGAUAAAUCCCGGGUGGUGGCCGAUGCGGUGAUGGUUAGUUAUAAUUAUGAAGUACUACCGUGUGGCGGCCCGAACGAGCUAAUCUACUUAAAUGCCUACGAAAUAUAUCUCGAUGCUCUGGCGAAUGACGGGCUUCUGGAUGGUUACUGCUUCGACCUGGAUCCAUCCAAUGAGCUGGUGGCCCUGAUGUGCAGGCGAAGCCAAUAUUGCCUCGAUACCACAUGCGUCCCCAGGUGCUGCAAGGGCGACCGGAUGAUGGUCGAUGGCCCCAAUGGUCCGGAGUGCACGGUGAAUGAGAAGCCGUUCAGGAUGUUCGCCUAUUUAACAAACGAGGGCGGCACUCCAGUGUACCAGUCGAAGUAUAUCCGUCCCCCUUCUAAGGCACUGUCGAACAAGAAGGUGGAGCCAUACUAUGCAAAAUUCAAAUGUUCACACAGAGACAUGCUGGAAUACGGGUUCCAGUUGACCGAACAUGGCAACCUUUACCUUACCUACGAAGACCACCUCGUACUGCAAUCGAAAUACUGCGUGGGGUAUUCACAGGGAAUAGUGACCGACACCAUAGUGGCGUACAUAUGCGACGCUGACACCGUGUUUAUGGACAAACGUUCUGCACGUGCCAGCUCGAUUCACUUAUUCUAUCGGGCGAGUUACGUGGCAUCUGCCGUGUGCCUGGCGCUCACGCUGCUCGUGUACAACAUACUGCCAAGCCUCCGGAACAACCGCAACUACUACGUCAAGUGCUACAUGAGCCACCUGUUCGUAUCGUACAUCUGCGUAAUUGCCCAAAUAAAUAUGGAAAACAAACAAGGCCAUACGUGCUUUCUAUUCGGUUAUAUUACUUUAUUUGUAUUUCUGUCAACAUUAUGCUGGUUAAACGUAAUAUGCUUCGAUAUUUACUGGAUGAUAAGGUACAACAUGUCAACAAACAGAAAUACAUCAACAUCAGUACGUACCAUUAUGUACUAUUUUUACUGUUGUGGAAUUCCAAGUAUUUUCGUAUGUACUGGUUUUUUUUUGGAAUAUUCACAAGAUGAAUCGCUACGGAGUUUUGCACCCAAUUUUGAUGCGUAUGGUUGCUUUUACUACAGUAAGUUCACACAAUUUUUUUUAAAUUAAUUAAUUUCGACGGAUAAUUUUAGAUCGGUGUACAUGUUAAUAUUUUAAGACCACAAUAUUAUGUAAUCAUAGGCGUUUCCAUGAUUUUAUUUCUGGUGCAGAACAUUUAAUUACACAUUUAAUACAAAAUACUCAUACAUUCCUAAAGUCGGAUAGGGAAGUCGAUAAAAUAUAGGAUAAAAUGGCCGCAAUAUCGUAUUACAUUUUUUAUGACAGCUAUAUAAUAGAAUACUGUCGACAAAUGCCAUAAAGUCAUUAUUA